AUGGACCCAACGGGUCUUUGUCUUCUGUCGCUUCUGCUGUCUCAAGGAAUUCACCUUGCUCAAGGAAGUUGUGGCAGUAAUGAGUUCCAGUGCACCAAUGGACAAUGCAUCAACAAAGACUGGAGGUGUGAUGGAACCAAAGACUGCACGGACGACUCAGAUGAGCUCAACUGUCCACCUCCAGUUUGCACCUCACAGGAGUUUAAGUGUGUGACGAGCGGUGAAUGCAUCUCAUCAGGAUUCGUCUGCGAUGGGGAGGAAGACUGUGCCGACGGCUCGGAUGAACAAAGAACCUGUGGUGGACGCACCUGCAGUCCAAACCAGUUCACAUGCCGAGAGGGCCAGUGCAUCCCUGUCAAAUACAGGUGUGACCACGUGAAGGAUUGUGUGGACAACUCCGAUGAGAACAGCUGCAAUUACCCACAAUGCACUGAGAAGACAUGUGCUAAUGGGGCCUGUUACAACAACUCUCAGCACUGCAAUGGGCUGCAGGACUGCAGGGAUGGAUCAGAUGAAUUUAACUGCACAUCUCAGCACUGUCCAAUCCACCAGUUUCAGUGUACAAACGGCAUCUGUAUCCCAAAUUCGCUUGUGUGCGACCACUGGGACGACUGCGGGGACGACAGUGACGAACAAGGCUGUGCGUAUCCAAGCUGCAAAGGGAAUGAGUUCACAUGCACCAGUGGCCGUUGUAUUCCUCAGCGCUGGGUGUGUGACAAGUUCAACGACUGCGGGGACUACAGUGAUGAGAAAGGAUGUGAUAGCAACUCACGAGACUGUUACCCUGGUGAGUGGGGAUGUCCUGGCUCUACAGUGUGUGUAGAUGUUGGGAAAGUGUGUGAUGGCAAACCUGACUGUCCUGGCGGUACUGAUGAGACCAAUGCCACUGCACAGCAAACCUGCAGCCUGGAUCGGUGCUCUGCCUUGAGCUGUGAGUUUCUCUGCCACCCAUCUCCUCAGGGCGGUACUUGUUACUGCCCUGAUGGUUUUAUAGUAGCAAAUGACAGCCGCUCCUGUGUAGACUAUAAUGACUGUGAUAUCUGGGGGAUCUGUGACCAGCUGUGUGAGGACCGUCCUGGGACGCAUCAUUGCAGCUGUGCAGACGGAUACUUUCUGGAGCAGGGUCACAUCUGCAAAGCCAAUGUGUCAGCUGGAUUGCCUCAGCUUAUUUUUACCAAUGGAGGCGAUGUGAUGAUGGCUGACAUACAUGGACGAUUUGCCAGAACUCUGGUGCCAUCUCAAGGCAGAGGUUAUGCUGUCGGGGUGGCCUACAACUUCCGUAGUAACAUGGUCUUCUGGAGCGAUACAUACACCAAAAAGGUUUAUUCAGCCGACUAUAAUGGGGAAAACAUUAAGGAGGUUUUGAAUAUAUCGGUCAACAAUGUCCAGAAUCUUGCAGUGGACUGGGUCAACAUUAAACUCUAUGUCUUAGAAGCCAUGGUGGAACGCAUUGAUAUGUGUAACUUUGAUGGAAGUAAUCGAGUGACACUGGUGGCUGAAAACCUGGAAACUCCUCAUGGUCUUGCUCUGGAUCCUACAGUGGGCUACAUGUUUUUCACAGACAUGGGUGUUGGUCAAAAGCAGACAAAGCUUGAACGUGCCUUCAUGGAUGGCAGUAACCGUGUGGAGCUGGUUAAAAGCAGGCUCGGGACACCAACUGGAAUCACCCUCGACAUUGUUAACCGGCGGGUCUACUGGUCUGACAGCCACUUUGACACAGUGGAGACUGUCACCUACAGUGGUCUAGACAGGAAAAUUGUACUCAAUGGUGGAACACAGUCUCCACAUCCUUUUGGAAUAGCUGUGUUUGAAAACCAUGUAUUUUUUACCGAUUGGACCAAGAUGGGUGUCAUCAGAGCCAAUCGAUUUAACGGCAGCAACCCAGCACUCAUUUAUCGUACCGCCAAGCGUCCAGGCCAUGUUGUGGUCUCGCACCCUGUCCUGCAACCUUUAGUGAUGAACCCUUGUGGGCGAAACAAUGGUGGCUGUCAGCACAUAUGUGUGUUAAGUCACCGUUCUGACAAUGAUGGUUUGGGCUUCCGCUGUAAGUGUCGCUAUGGUUAUGACCUUCAGCCUGACCGUCGAACCUGCUUCAAGGUAAAGGACUACCUGUUGUUGGCCACCUCUCUGGCAGUGAGGGGAAUCCCUCUGAACUUAUCCUUGCAGGAGGACAUCACACUUCCCCUAACAGGACUUGGAGCUUCCUUUUCUGGCUCUGCUGUGGAAUUUGAUGGAAAUGAAGGAGCUGUGUUUUACAGCGACAGGUCCAGUGGCCUCAUUUACAAGUCAAACCUUAAUGGAACUGUUCAGCAGAUUCUGACAGGCUACAGAGUGGGAACUGUUGAUGCUAUGGCUUACGACUGGACCUCCAAGGUUUUGUUCUGGACCACAUCCUCUUAUAGAGCAGUGGUGGCAUUUAAAGUCACAGACAAGUCCAGACGAGACAUUGUUACUGGACUGAGGAACCCAAAGGGUAUUGCAGUGCAUCCCAGUGCUGGCUACUUGUUCUGGUCGGACUGGUAUCGUCCAGCCGUCAUAAUGAAAGCCUUCACUGAUGGCAGCAACUCUGUUCCUUUGGUAAACACAACACUGGGAUGGCCAUAUGGACUUUCUCUUGACUAUUUAAUGGACAGGCUCUACUGGGUGGAUUCACUCCUUGAUCAAAUUGGUCACAUUAGCAUCCAAGGAACCGACAGGCAGACAUUUACCAACAUUGGCCAGAUCACUCAACCUUACUCUUUGACUGUUUAUUCAGACUACCUGUAUGUGUCUGAUGUAAGAACUAGUGGAAUAUUUGAGAUGAGAAAGAGGGAUGGAGGAGGAAACAUUAUGAUCCGACAAGGAGUCACUGGCAUUAUGAACGUCAAGGCCUACACAGCUGAUCUUCACAGCACCUUCACCAGCCGCUGUAACACAGUGCCCAAUGGGCUCUGCAGCCACUUCUGUUUCCCAACUCCUUUCUUCAGCCAGAAAUGUGGUUGCCCGUAUGGCAUGAAGCUUCAGGCCAAUCAGAGGGACUGUAUCAAAGAUGAGUCUGUCCCCCCACCUGACACUAACUGUGGUGACUAUGCCUUUGAGUGUGAUGAAGGGCGCUGUAGGCCCAACUCUUACCGCUGUGAUGGGAUCAUUGAUUGUGUAGACAAGACAGAUGAGGCCAACUGCACUCAUACAGGAGCUACCUGCUCUCCGUUUGCUUUUACCUGCAACAACAAGCACUGCAUUUACUCCAGCUGGCGCUGUGAUGGCAUAGAUGAUUGUGGAGAUGGUUCUGAUGAAAUGAACUGUCCCACUCGGCUCCCCACCACGUGUGCAGCUGACUACUUUACCUGUGAUAACAACAGGUGCAUAUCUAAAGCCUGGUUGUGUGAUGGCGACAAUGACUGUGGUGAUGGCUCAGAUGAACACAACUGCAAUUCUACCAUCACUACAUGCCCUCCUAACUACUUCUUGUGUCCUGAUCACCACUGUAUCAACAACUUCUAUGUGUGUGAUGGAGACCAGGACUGCUUGGAUGGAUCGGAUGAGAAAAAUUGUGAGUUUUCUUGUCAAUCUUACGAGUUUGCUUGUGCCAGUGGAGACCAGUGUAUCAGUUCCAGUUAUCGCUGUGAUGGCGUGUUUGACUGCAGGGACCAUUCGGAUGAACAAAACUGUCCCACUCGAGGUCCAGGCCUUUGCCAUGACCACGAGUUCCAGUGCCAGACGGACGGUCUCUGUAUACCAGUUGAAUGGGAGUGUGACGGCCAUCCGGACUGUGAGGAUGGAUCUGAUGAACACCACCGGUGUCCAGCUGUCACCUGCAGGUCCAACGAUUUCCAGUGUGCCAACAAGAUGUGCAUUCCAACAAGCUGGUUGUGUGAUGGUGAGAAUGACUGUCGGGAUAUGAGCGAUGAGCAGAACUGUCCCACCCCUCCCUUCAGCUGUCCCUCUGGACAGUGGCUGUGCCCCACUGACCAAGUAUGCAUCAAUUUGGACAAGGUUUGCAAUGGUCAGAAAGAUUGCCCCAAUGGAGCAGAUGAGUCGCCUAUCUGCAACGAAGAUGACUGUGUGCUGAACAAUGGAGGCUGCAGUGACGGUUGUAUCCAAGGACCAUUUGGAGCUCAGUGCACCUGCCCACCAGGAUUUCAGCUCCUCAAUGACUCCAAGACUUGUGACGAUAUUGAUGAGUGUCAGAUCCCUGGUUUCUGUAGCCAGCAGUGCUACAAUGAGAGAGGAAGCUUCAGGUGCCACUGUUCACAUGGUUACAUCCUAGAGCCUGAUGGACGCACGUGCAAAGCUGAAGGCCGAGAGGCAGCUGUACUUUUGGUAGCCAGACGUAGUCAAAUCAUUGCAAAUCACAUCAACCUGAAACCACCCCAGCUGCAUCCAGUGGUCAGCGGUUCAAGCAUUGUGACUGUGGACUUUGACCGUGUAACUUCCAGAAUCUACUGGGCUGAUGCCACACUAAAAACGAUAUGGAGUGCCUAUCUGAAUGGUACAGAAAGACAGGAAGUGUUUUCCAGUGGUUUGAUGGAACCAGAGAGUAUUGCUGUGGAUUGGGUAGCUCGAAAUCUAUAUUGGACUGAUUCCGUCAUGGAAAAUAUUGAAGUGUCCACACUGGAUGGUCGCUUUCGAAAAGUCCUCUUAAACAAAAAUGUCACAAGCCCUCGUGGACUUGUUUUAGAUCCCCGUAACUAUACUUACCUGAUGUUUUGGUCAGAUUGGGGUCAGAACCCCAGGAUCGAGCGAGCCAGUAUGGAUGGAUCUACGAGACAAGUUAUUGUCAGCACUAAGGUCUACUGGCCAAAUGGCCUGGCUCUAGACUAUACCACACGCCGGGUUUACUUUGCUGAUGCUUACCUAAAAUAUAUUGACUACUGUGACUAUGAUGGCAAAAACCGCUACCAGGUCAUGGCAAGUGACAUGGUUCUCCAGCACCCGCAUGGUAUGACUGUCUUUGAGGACAGCAUUUAUUGGUCUGAGCGCUACACCAGCAAAGUGAUGAGUACAAACAAGUUCCAUGGAGGAAACAUCACCAUUUUGAUGAACAAUAUCUUUCAGCCUAUGGGGAUUGUAAUGGACCAUCCUGUCAAACAGCCAGCAGCCAUCAACCCUUGCGGGGAGCACUUCUGCACACAGCUGUGCCUGCUGUCAAACCUGAGACCCAGGUACUACACCUGCCACUGUCAGUCAGGGUGGAAGCUGGACUCAGACAAACGCACCUGUAUAAAAGACGAGGCUCCAUUCUUGAUGGUGGCCAGAGAUUCUGUUAUUUUUGGGAUUCCCUUGGACCCCACUGACCCAUCGAAUAACGCCAUGGCCCCAGUGUCUGGCAUCACUCAGGGCCGAGACAUUGACUUUGAUGACCAGGAGCAGUAUGUCUAUUGGGUCCAGAGCACGGGUUCAAUUUGGCGAGUGAAAACUGAUGGUACCAACAGAACUGAGUUUGCUCCAGCUGCUUAUAUGGGCUCGCCAUCUGGUCUAGCUUUUGAUUGGAUAAGCCGAAUAAUGUAUUACACCAACCCCACCAGCAGAACCAUUGAAGUUAUCCGUGUAGAUGGAAAUGAGAAAUACAGGAAAACCCUCAUUGCCUCGAAUGGCAAACCAGAAGGAACAGGAGAACCUGUUGGGAUUGCUCUAGAUCCUGCCCGAGGAAAACUCUUUUGGACAGACAAAGGUUCCAACAAUGGAGUUCCUCCAAAGGUUGGCAGCGCUGAUAUGGACGGUGGCAACCUCAGGAAUCUUUACACAAGCAACCUGGCAAACAUAGGCUUUAUUGCUGCUGAUAUCUCAGCCAGUAAAAUUUACUGGGGUGUAGUGGGCUCAGGGGUGAUUGAGUGUGGCACAAUGGAUGGUGUAACCCGCACAACAGUGGUCAACAGCCUCUCCCAUCCAUGGGGUCUGACAAUCUACCAGAACUACCUGUACUACACUGAUCUGGACUAUGAGGUCAUUGAGAGGGUGGACAAAGAAACUGGUGCCAACAUGGUGGUGAUGAGGAGCGGCAUGUCUGGCCUGCGUGCUCUCAAAGUACAUGCCCGAGACAACUCAGCAGGGACCACCAACGCCUGUAGCUCCAACAAUGGAGGCUGUCCACACCUCUGUCUUCCCAAACCCAACAAUCAAAAGACCUGUGCUUGCACCACAGGAUUUUACCUCUCUCCUGACGGCACCCGCUGUGAACAGUAUGACUCGUUUGCCAUCGUCUCCACCCUCAAAUAUAUUCGUGGUUUCCACAUAAACAGCUCUGACCACUCUGAGGCAAUGGUGCCUGUAGGUGGAACAUCCUAUUCCAUGAUAGACAGGCUGGACCUCCAUAUUCAGUCUGGCUUUGUGUACUGGAGUGACAACAGCACUUACACUUCAUACAAAGGAAUCUACAGGGCCAAAACAGAUGGGGGAAGUUACAGUCAAGUCAUCAGUUUAGGUGUUGGAAAAAAAGGCAUCCAGGGUCUGGCUGUAGACUGGAUUGCAGGUAACUUGUACUUCACCAAUGCCUUUGAGAGUGAGACCUUCCUGGAAGUGCUGGCCAUCAACACCACCUACCGAAUGAUUCUCCUCAAGAGCUUCCAGGACCAGCCCAGAGACCUGGCAGUCAGUCCCAAACUUCGCUACCUGUUUUGGACUGAUGGCGGCCAAACACCCAAGAUUGAGCGGGCCCUGCUUGAUGGCACAAACCGCACAGUUUUGGCAUCAGAGAGCCUGGCGUCACCUCGUGGCUUAACAGUAGAUUACACUAAUGACUUCCUCUACUGGACUGAUGAUGUUCUUGAUAUGAUCUCCCGAAUGGCUGUGGAUGGAACACAGAGGCAGAUUAUCCGCUUUGGAAGCCGCUAUCCUUCCCCAGUAGGAAUGUCUAUUUUUGGAAACUACAUGCUGUGGGUGGACAAAAAGCUUGGAAAGCUUUUCCAGGCCAAUAAAGACCCAACCAAUACUGACCAGGCAGAGGUAAUCCGAGACAAUCUUGAUGGACUGAUGGAUGUCACCAUCUUUGACUCUCAUGUUCAGCCCACAUCUGCCAACCAGAUAGGCUUUAACCCCUGCCAUGAAAACAACGGAGGCUGCCAGCAGCUCUGCUUUGCCAUUCCAAACCAGGAGCAACCUAAAUGUGGCUGUGCACAUGGGUCACUGCUUAGUAAUGGAGUAUCAUGUGGUUAUGGACUAGAUGAAUUUCUAGUUUUCACCACAGACUACACCCUGAAUAGCAUGAGAUUAGACCCGACUGACCACAGCAUCCCCUAUCCAACAGUGAAUUUGGGCUACAAUUUAGUGGCACUGGAUUAUGACUUCAAGGAAAAGCGCAUUUUUUUCACCCAGUAUUUGGGUAUAGGUAAGAGCAAGAUUGGAUACGUAACCACAACAUCCAUUACCAGCCCUCCUGUCAUCAUUGCGUCAAACUUGGAUGAUCCAGAAGGACUGGCAUUUGAUUGGAUCAACAAGCGCCUCUACUUCACUGACUACUACACACGUAAUGUCCAGGCGAUUGGAAUGGAUGGAUUAAACCGCUCGAUUGUUGCCCUUGCAAAUCGUCCCAGAGGCAUCAUAGUUGACCCAUGCUAUGGUUACUUGUACUGGACUGACUGGGGUUCUCCAGCUAAGAUUGAGAGGGCCACGCUGGGUGGAAACUUCCGGACUGCUAUCAUAAACAGUAGCAUAACAACACCAAAUGGCCUGUCUCUGGACUAUGAAGAAAGGAUGCUAUACUGGGCUGAUUCCACCCUUGACAAGAUUGAGCGGGCCACUCUGACCGGUGAGAACCGGCAAGUGAUUGUGCAAGGAGUCCAGUACCCAUUUGCCAUGACUGUCUUUCAGCAAGACAUCUUCUGGACCGAUUGGACUGAGAGAGCUGUCUUUAGGGCUGGGAAGGAUGAUGGCUCUGGCUUUGCUGUGCUAGCUAAGGACUUGCAAUACCGGCCAAAUGACAUUCAUGUCUAUGCUGCAUCUAAGCAGGAGAGUUGCUCCAGCUUCUGUCAGCAGUUCAACGGUGGCUGUAGUCACGUCUGUGUUUCUGGUCCAGUGGGCCCAGAAUGCCAGUGUCCCCAUGAUGGGAAUUGGUAUCUGGCAAAUAAUGGCAAAGACUGCAUUAAAGACACGGGCAAACGUUGUAAGCCAGAGCAGUUCACCUGUCUGAAUGGAAACUGUAUAUCAGCACGCUGGAAAUGUGAUGGCUUCGAUGACUGUCAGGAUCAUUCAGAUGAGCUGGAGAGAGUGUGUGCAUUCCACACCUGCUCAGCCAAUGACUUCACCUGUGACAAUGGGCGUUGCGUCACACUAAGCUACGUAUGUGACUACACAAACGACUGUGGUGACAACAGUGAUGAGCGUGGCUGCCCCUUCCCCACAUGCAACCCGUCCACUGAGUUUACCUGCGCCAACGGCCCCUGCAUAAAUAUAGACUUUGUUUGUGAUGGCCACAACGACUGUAGAGACAAUGUUACAUCUGAUGAGAUCAACUGCCCUGAGCGCAUCUGUCCUUCUGGCCAGAUCAAGUGUGAAGGGACCAACAUCUGCAUCUAUCCUGAAAGCCUGUGUGAUGGCUACAACAACUGUGGGGACAACAGUGAUGAGAAUCCUCUCUUCUGUGCGGGUCGAACAUGUGCUCCGAAUCAGUUUCGUUGCGAUGGAGGAAAGUGUAUACCUCAGACUUGGGUUUGUGACAAAAUCAAAGACUGCAAUGAUGGGACAGAUGAGCCACCCUCCUGUGAGGAUUUUAUCAGAACAUGCAGUCCAGGCCAGUUCACGUGCACUAAUGGGAACUGUAUCCCUCAGUCAAUGGUUUGCGAUGGCAACAAUGACUGCUGGGACAGUAGUGACGAAGCUCCAGAGCUGCAGUGCGGCCAACGCACGUGCAGCCCCAACCAGUUCACCUGUCCGACCUGGUACCCAGGCCACCCUCGCUGUGUGCCUUUGAGUUUUAUUUGCGAUGGGAACAAAGACUGCGCCAACGCAGCUGAUGAGCUGCAGAACUGCCCCAACCGGACCUGCCAUAUGAACGAGUUCGCCUGUGCCAACGGGCUCUGCAUCCUCAUCCCAUACCACUGUGACCGUGUGAAUGACUGUGGAGACGGCAGCGAUGAGAUGAACUGUCAGUACAGCACAUGCCUCAGCAACCAGUUCACUUGCACUAACGGAGCGUGCAUCUCUGCACACUAUGUUUGCGAUGGGCAGAGUGACUGUAUGGAUGGAUCAGAUGAAGUGGACAGCUUGUGCAGGACCCCCCAACCUACCUGUUCACCCCAGCAGUACUUGUGCAAGUCCGGAGAGUGCAUUGACCUCCAUAAAGUCUGCAAUGGGCAAAAAGACUGCCAGGACAACAGUGAUGAAAAAGGCUGUGGAAUAAAUGAGUGUCAAAACCCAGCUGUCCACAAGUGCGCUCAACUCUGCACCGACACUCCCACCGGUUAUUACUGCUCCUGCCACCCAGGCUACCGUCUCAUGCCAGACGGCAAAGCUUGCGAGGAUCUAAACGAGUGUGUCAGCACCCCUGCAGUUUGCAGCCAGAUCUGCGAGAACACAGUUGGCUCAUAUCACUGCAAAUGUGCCUCGGGGUACAUUCGCGAACCGGAUGGACGCACCUGUCGUCAGAACAGUGGCAUCGCCCCGUACCUAUUGUACAGUAAUCACUACUACAUCCGAAAUUUAACCACCGACGGGUCACAUUUGAGUAUAGUCCUGCAGGGGCUGUCCAAUGUGGUGGCGCUGGACUUCGAUCACCUUGAGAAGAGACUCUAUUGGCUGGACACAGGUGCAAGAAAAAUAGAGAGAAUGCGUUUUGAUGGCACCGACAGGGAGACGCUUGUGACUGAAAAUUUAGGGGGAGCUGAAGGCCUGGCAGUGGACUGGGUGGGCAGGAAGGUGUACUGGGUGGAUGGUUAUUAUGGAUCAGUUCAUGUAAUGGAGCUGGAUGGGCGCUAUCAGAAGAAGCUGCUGUCAGGGGACUUUAAAAAUGGAAAUGACACCUUUAUUAUCAACCGACCACGUGCUGUGGCUGUCAACCCCAAAUACGGAUGGCUCUACUGGACUGACUGGGCUGACGAGGCCUAUAUUGGAAGAGUUGGCAUGGAUGGAACAAACAUCAGCGCCAUCAUCACAACCAAGCUGGAGUGGCCCAGCGCUCUGACCAUUGACUACACCACCAACAAGAUCUUCUUUGCCGAUUCCCAUCUUAACUUUCUGGACUUUGCAGACAUGGAUGGCCAGAACCGGCACCGGGCCAUUGCUGGCACACUUCCCCAUGUGUUUGCCAUUUCCCUGUUUGAAGACUGGGUCUACUGGACAGACUGGAACACACACAACGUUGAGAAAGCUCAUAAAUACACAGGCGAGGGGCGCACAGUUAUGGGCAACAACACCCACCGACCGUAUGACAUUCACGUCUGCCACCCCUACAGGCAGCCAAGAAGUGAAAACCCGUGCACGUCACAUUACCUCACCUGCAGUCAUUUGUGUCUGAUCGCUCCUGGAGGGCAGCAAGCGACCUGCCAUUGUCCAGAUCAUUUCAUCGGUUUAGCUGUGGGAUUCAAGAUCCAGUGUGUUGCUGACUGCUCCAGCACCCAGUUCCGCUGUGGGGACAACGAGAAAUGUGUUCCCAUAUGGUGGAAGUGUGACGGCCAGUCAGACUGUAGCGACGGCUCUGAUGAACCUCAGACCUGCCCGCCUCGUUACUGCCCUAUUGGCCAGUUCCAGUGUCAGGAUGGCAACUGUACCUACCCUGGUUUGAUCUGCGACACCCACCCCGACUGUCCCGACGGCUCAGAUGAAGAUGCUGCUCUCUGCAGCGAUCACCGAUGUGAGGUGAACCAGUUCCAGUGCAAAAACAAACAGUGCAUCCCUGUGUCCUGGCACUGUGAUGGUUUAAGUGACUGCUCAGAUGGCAGCGAUGAGGAUGCAGAGACUUGUGCUCAGAAGACAUGCCGACCCGGACAGUUCCACUGCGCAAAUGGCCUCUGUAUACCAUCAAGCUAUGUGUGUGAUGCCCAGAACGACUGUGGAGAUCACUCUGAUGAGCCGUACGAAACCUGCAUGGGUCCGGACUACAAGUGCGAUGAGCUCACAGAGUUUUCUUGCAGCACAAACUACCGUUGUGUUCCUCAGUGGGCCCGCUGCGACGGCACUAACGACUGCAUCGACAACAGCGACGAGGAAGGCUGCGAGGAGCUGACCUGUGACCCCCAGGGAGAUUUCCGUUGUGACAACCACCGCUGUGUCCCCAUACGGUGGAAGUGCGACGGCACCAACGACUGUGGCGACGGAUCAGAUGAGAGAAACUGCCAGCCAAGGCCAUGCUCUGAGAGUGAGUUUCGCUGUGACAAUGACCAGUGCAUCCCGGGGAACUGGCGGUGUGACCAUGACAACGACUGCGGAGACAACUCAGAUGAGCGAGACUGCGAGUUGCUGACGUGUGGCCCAGGUUUCUUCCAGUGUGAUUCAGGUCACUGUAUCCCUGCUGCUCUGAAGUGUGACGGUCGGGCCGACUGUCUGGAUCUGUCAGACGAAACUAGCUGUCCCACUCGUUACCCAGGAGGCCGUUGGUGUCCACAGAGUCAGUUCCAGUGUGCGAAUCGUCUGUGUGUGAGCCAGAACUGGGUGUGCGAUGGUGUUGACGACUGCGGGGACCGCUCUGAUGAACAACUCACUCUAUGCUUAAACAUCACCUGUGAGAUGCCGUCCAGGUUCCGUUGUGCCAAUGGCUACUGUGUCUUCUCUGGUCUACUGUGUAAUAAAAAAGAUGACUGCGGAGAUGGCAGCGAUGAAAAAGAAGAUCUCUGCCGUGAGCCCACUCUGCCCCCCUGCACACUGGAAGAGUUUAAAUGUACCAACAGACACUGCGUGCCUCUGCCAUACGUCUGUGACCACAACGACAACUGUGGGGACCGCACAGAUGAAAUGGGCUGCAACUUUGGCCAAGAUCGAAACUGUCAGGAGAAGUUGUGCCAACAUGAAUGCACCGACCUGAGCGGGACCGGCUUCAUUUGCUCCUGCAGGCCUGGGUAUAAAGUGGACCCAGACAACACCUACACCUGCCUGGACAUCGAUGAGUGUGAGGAGUAUGGGAUCUGUCCUCAGGGCUGUAAGAACACCAAAGGCGGCUAUGACUGCGAGUGUGCUCCUGGCUACAGGAAAGUGGGAAAUGGUGACAUGUGUGAGGCUGAUGGAGCGCCUCCUCUGCUGCUGCUACCAGAGAGCAUUCGUAUCCGCAGGUUCAACCUGCAGACACAGUCCUACCACGACUUCCUCCAAGAGGAGGAGCGGAUCAUGGCUCUGGACUAUGACUGGGACCACAACAACACUGGAUUCAGUAUGGUUUACUUUACUGUUGCUGGUAAGGACUCUGUCCCAGGUGCCAUUAAGAGAGCGUACAUACCUUCAGUGGAUGAUGGCAGUAACAACAUCGGCGCUGCUGUAGAUCUGGGCAUCAAAUACAUCACAUCACCAGACGGCAUCGCAGUGGACUGGCUGGGACGGAAUCUUUACUGGGCGGACUCGAAGCUGAAGAGGUUGGAAGUGGCCUUGUUGGACGGACGCUACAGGAAACAUCUAGUCAACACUGACAUGGGUCUCCCAUCUGCUGUCGCCGUUAAUCCUCGACUGGGGAUGCUGUACUGGUCUGACCGAGGGGAUUCGGCUAAGAUUGAGUGUUCUUGGCUGGACGGACAGAAGAGAAAAGUUCUUGUGGCUGACAAUUUGGGUUGGCCCACUGGUUUGUCUAUCGAUUUCACCAACAGUGACAGAAUCUACUGGUCGGACUCCAAAGAAAGCCGCAUUGAGUCUGUUCUGCCCUCAGGAGAGCAACGUAGAACUGCUGUUUUUAUAGAUGUGAGAAACCCUUUCAGUGUGAGUGUAUUUGAGGACCACGUUUACUGGAGCACUCAGGAGAAAGGCGAAGUGUACCGGCAGAAUAAGUUUGGUCGUGGCGCCAAAGUCAAGCUGCUGACAGCGGGACCCUGGCUGACUCAGAUCUCUUUGUACCAACAGCAGAGAUACAACUCCAUCGCCAUGAAGAACCCAUGCAAGGGAACGUGCAGCCACUUGUGUUUGCUCCGGCCAGGAGGUUACACCUGCGCCUGCCCCCAAGGCACCCACUUCAUCCCCGGCAGCAACACUGAAUGUGAUGCAGGGUUUGAUCCACCACCCACCAUGCCACCACCAUGUCAGUGUCAAAAUGGAGGCACGUGCUAUUUUGAUGACAACAAGGCUCUCUGCUUAUGUCCUCCAAUUUGGCAAGGAGAGUACUGCCAGACCAACGUCUUCAUCUCGGUCGCAUCCUCAUUGGGAAUAGCCAUCGGUGUGACAGUGGUGAUUGUAGCCGUGCUGGUGGCUCUGGUUUUUGCUGCCAAGAGGAAGUCCAAUCUGCUGGAAAGACUACGGAGCAGCUUACCCAGCAUGCCAUCAAUGCCCAAUUUUUCAAGCUUCAGGGAUGGUUUCACCAGAACAGGAGCGACGGCAGAAGACCAUGAAACGAGGCAAAACUUAGAGGCUCCCAGUGUGUCUGUGUCCAUGAGCAACUCGCAGGGGAAGAGCUUUGAGAACCCAGCGUAUGAAGGGGAACCACAGCUUGGCUCCAGGAGCACGCCGACCGCCAUCUCUGCUGCUGCUGAAACAAACAAGAACAUUGAUAAUCCCUUGUAUGUGGAGGAGGAUGAAGCUGUGGACGAGCCCUCAACAAGCAAGUCUCCCACUUCCACCCAGGAGGUUUUAGAGACUGCGGCUCAGAGUUCAGUUGUAGAAAACGUUGAUGCCACUUCUGUACAGCCGUCAACAUCGAGCGCGCAGGAACCCAAACACAAGCCUGACAUCGAUUCUGACUGUUAG
Molecule: messenger RNA, 13788 nt
Organism: Nematolebias whitei (Rio pearlfish)
Lineage: Eukaryota; Metazoa; Chordata; Actinopteri; Cyprinodontiformes; Rivulidae
Gene: lrp2b
Product: low density lipoprotein receptor-related protein 2b
Exons: 80
Coding region: 1-13788 (4595 amino acids)
Molecular function (GO): protein binding; calcium ion binding
Source: RefSeq, a predicted model, not a curated record